Molecule: messenger RNA, 1816 nt
Organism: Protopterus annectens (West African lungfish)
Lineage: Eukaryota; Metazoa; Chordata; Ceratodontiformes; Protopteridae
Exons: 2
Coding region: 882-1685 (267 amino acids)
Source: RefSeq, a predicted model, not a curated record
AAAAAAAAAUUAUUAAUUGUUUGAAAAAUCAUAGAUGUGAUAUGUAUAUGUAAGGUGGUAUCUGUUAACAGCCUGCUUGUGAAAUUCUGGAUCCACUGGAGCUGUUUCAGGACGCCAUCAGGAGGCUUUACAGCAGUUUAAGCAUGAUAAAACAGUGCAUCAACAUAUUCCAACUAAAUUGUGUCACAGGAUGUUUUACACUUUUACAAAGGCUUUGACCACUUCAAAUUAUGACAUUUCUAUCUGGCCUUCCUCUAAGCUUGCAAUGUUUGUCAGUGUCAGCUGUAACAUUCUAGUUGUGAAAAAUCUGAGUAUUUCCUUAUUUAGAUUAAUGUUUAGUUACAGAUUUGAGUGCAGCAUUGGUACAAGGCUGUCUUCAUGAGAGUGAGGGAAAAGUCUUGGUUCUUAUUAUGCCAAGUUUGCUAGCACUGCUAGUAGCACAACACAAUGAUUUUCUUUAUUCAUAUAGUCGUGCUUUCUACUCUUAUGGUCAGUUUUGGAAAACUGAAACUGUACUUUGUGGUACUUGUGGGAGGAUGCUGCAUUCCUCAGACUGUCAUUGUGGAGAAGCUAUGUAAUUAGUGUUAUGCCAUCCAUUCCCGUUUGCAAUACUACUCUCUUAUAUACUUCUGUCUGGAAGAUAGACAAUGUCUUCCAGGGCAGCUGGCGUUCAUCCUGCCAGUGAAGUAAUCCACUUUGAUUUCUUGCAGGCUUUGAACAUUCAUAUAUAUAUUUAGGCAUUCACUUUUUUAUUGGGCUUUGCCUGGUGCUUUCAAAUCUUAUUUCCACACUUUCACUGCUCUUGGUGCAUGUAAUGAACCCAUACAGCUGAACUGGACACAUGACAGUAAAGAUAACGAAGUAGCCUUUUACACUUCGCAAUGCACAUGCUUUCUGGGCACAGUAGCCAAUACAAAUUUCUCCAGGACAUGCCUGAUCUACGGACAUUGGUUAACUGCUCAGCGGAUGAAUGGCUUCAAUAUAUCUGUAAUCCUUGUAUUUUGGAUUUACUUUUUACACAUGUAAAUGAGUAUAUGCCGAUGAAUAAUGUAGUCUUUCGUGAUCCAGUUAUCCCUUCUUUUUUUAGUGUCGCUGUUGACAUGGCAUUUCAAGGUCACAGUUCAAGACAGGGUUAUCAGUUUGAGCCGACCUAUCGCCCAGGAGAGCCUAGGAGGAAACGGCGUAUGAGUAGCAGCAAUGACGGUGAAGAGCCAACAGUACAGCCUGAAGGCUAUAGCCUAGUGGACAUGCAGUGGUGCUUGUGUGGCCACUGCACAAUUAUGACCACAGAACGUGAAUGUCAUUGUUGUGCGUCAUCACCACGCGCGAUCGAAAAAUGGAGACAACUAAACUCGGGAUCAGAAAGUAACACAUGCAUCACCUUCCACCCCCAAUUUGAGACGGCUUGCUUAUUACCACACGUUCUAGAGCUACUAUAUAGGUAUCACUGUAUGCUUAGAGGAAGAUACCGACAUGCACAGUGGACAAACAGGUUGUACCGCCUGUUUGCUUACAGAGCGUAUGUCUUGUGGGUGCACAACAAUCGCAAACUUGGAUUCGGAAAUCGCAUGAUACUUCCCGCGUGUGUUGUAGCACGAAUAAGAGCUGAAUUUCCAGCUGAAGAAGAUGACUGUUACACUGGCUUUCAACCAUUUGAAGGACUAUGGAUUUUCUCUGAGCAUUGAUGUGGACUUCUGUUCAUCGAAGUUUGUUUAUCCUGCUGUAAUGAUUAAAAUAAAAGGAAUGCUGCUAUACAUUAAUGUAACACUCCUGAAUGUGCACUGUAAUGGAGAGCAAUAAAGUGUUUGAAGAUUAA